UAACCGCACAUUUUACCACAACUGACAACAUCUUAAUUAUAUAAUUUCAAUUUAACUGUAUAAAUUGUAAAACGUCCUAAGGUGCCUUACACAGACUAGCUGUAGAUACGUGAAUAAUGUUCCAGUUUGUUCCACUACUGCUUCUUGCAACCGAGGUGCUAUGCCAAGCAGGUGGACGUUCGUUUUACAAAUUUAGCGGUCCUCUAAGCGGACCAAUUCAAAAGAUCUUCGUGGACGGUUUACGUGGACCAUCCGUCGAUUACUUGGCCAAGCCGGAUUAUGCGUAUACGUAUGGCGUAGACGAUCCUGCAACGGGUAACUCGCACUCCAGACACGAGACAAGGGAUGGAAAUUCAGUAAGUGGUGAAUAUAGCCUGUUGGAGGCCGAUGGAACUGUACGAGUUGUUCGAUACACAGCCGACCCUAAAACAGGCUUUCACGCGUCGGUACAUUUUCGAAAAUCUUAAAUAAAUUGUUAAGCAAUCACUCGAUCUGUUAUUUGCAAAUGGUUUCCUUGUGGAGAACUUUGUAUGGUAAUCGUUAUUUGUUAAGGAAGUUGAACGUGUACGUGAGCUGAAGAUGAGAGUAAGCAAACAAUCCAUGCAUAGCUAAGUAACCUACUUUAAAUUGAUUUAUGCUGAAGUCGUUUGUGAUUUAUGGACGAGUGGCUGGCCAUUUCUAAUGAAAGUGAUUCAAAUAAAAGAUCUACAGAACAAUUUAAUUUUGUUCCUUUCGGUGUUUUCCACU
Molecule: messenger RNA, 747 nt
Organism: Photinus pyralis (common eastern firefly)
Lineage: Eukaryota; Metazoa; Arthropoda; Insecta; Coleoptera; Lampyridae
Product: cuticle protein 19-like
Exons: 3
Coding region: 117-467 (116 amino acids)
Cellular component (GO): extracellular matrix
Source: RefSeq, a predicted model, not a curated record